CAACCAACUCGAGCCUCAACCGCAACACGACAACUAUCACUACGCUCACACGCAUCAUGUCUGAGGAACGCCGCCCCCGAUCGCGCUUUGAUAGCGACGAUGCUGAGCGCCCUGUCCGCUCGCGCUUCGACUCAGAUCGACGCUCUAGGUCGCCGUCGCGAAGGGAAUCCGAGUCGCAUCGCGCCCGUAGCCCUAUUGCCCGUGAAGGCACAGACAGCCCUGCAUCGUCCAACUUCAAAAAUGAGGCGGCAGCAAAGGCGGCGGCAGCGGCUGCGAGGAUCAACGCGCAGAUUCAGGCGAAGAAGGGCAUCCAGCAUGUCGAUGUGCCACCCAUUCGCUCUGCCGCUACUCCUCCAGUUGCCAAGUCGCCUGCCUCAAACUCCGCCGCGGCCAUAAACAACGAGACGUACCAGCAGGAUGGUGACUACAUCAAAGACAUUGAGAUCAAUGAUCUCCGUAAUCGCUAUACACUGACUAAAGGAGCUACACAAAAGAGGGAUCAUGCCUUCUUCAUGCUCUGCUGCGCUGCACCUGGUGCGUGUGCUGCGGGGCUGGAGUUGGUCUCUAUCAAAGACGAGACUGGCGCCGAUGUCACUACUCGCGGAGAAUACUAUCCUGACAAGAACAUGGCAACUGCUACUAACCCGCCGCUGUAUCUCCGCAUCACUAGCACCUCUAAAGAAGGCCUGGACAAGGCUGUAGAGAUGAUCGAAGAAAUGAUGAAGGAAGACCUUCCUAACCUCGUAGAUGAACGUCGCUUCCGCCGUAGAGAACCUGAGAACUUCGAGCGCGACGAGUUUGGCAGACGCAAGUGGCCCGAAGAGAAGAUUUCCGUAGGUCUCGAGCCUAUCAGCGGCUUUAACUUGCGCGCACAGGUUGUCGGUCGCGGUGGCGACAACGUCAAGUUCAUUCAACAGGAGACAGGCUGCAAAGUCCAGAUCAAAGGCCGCGGUUCCGGCUUCAUGGAGCCAAACAGUGGACAAGAGAGCGACGAGCCCAUGUACCUUCACAUCGCUGGACCCCGUCCCGAAGGUGUAGCCCAAGCCAAGCAACUCUGCGACGAGCUCCUCGACAAGGUAAAGUCGGAUUACCACGCUUACAAGGAACGCCCUCCACCGAACCGUUACGGCGACCGAGAUGGCUAUGGCGGUGGACGACCGGGAUACGGCGAUCGUGGCGACCGCGGAGAUCGCGGAGACCGUGAUCGCAGCCAGAGCUACGGAUACGGUGGAGGAAACGGAGGAGGCAGCGGCUAUGGUGGCUACGGCGGUCAGGGCGGUCAGAACGGUUAUGGUGGCCAGGACACAAUCAUGUCUCCUGCUGCUGCGACGCCAACUGCUGAUGCUAACAACCAAGCCUACGAUGCAAAUGCCGCACAAGCAUGGAUUGCCUACUACCAGCAGAAUCCAGAGGCUGAUCCUUAUGCGGCCUACGGUGGGUAUGCGGCGUAUCUCGCACUCCAGCAACAGCAGUAUGCCGCGUACUAUGCUCAGACCGGUUAUGGCCAGACACAGUCGCCUGCUCCCGGUGCUGGCGCGGCUGCACCACCGCCGCCUCCGCCUUCAGAGCCUUCAGGUUAUGCAGCUCCGCCGCCGCCUCCACCAGCUGCAUCGCCUUCCAAUUAUGGCGCCCCCCAUCUCCCCUCCCUCCGCCAACCCACCCUCCAACCGCUCAGAUGCCUAGCCACAUCACACUCCCCGCCAUCCGCGCGCAACGUGGACCUCGCCUCCCGCACCCCACCGUACGCCAAACUACUCUCACGGCUCGAAGAAGUGCGGCGCGUACUGGGUUCCUCUCGCCAAUUGACUUUAGCAGAGAAGAUUCUGUAUUCGCAUCUUGAGAGUCCGGAGGAGUCGUUGCUGAACAACACGAAUGGCGGGAGGGAUAUUCGGGGCCAGGCGAAUCUCAAGUUGAAGCCGGAUCGCGUGGCAAUGCAGGAUGCGAGUGCGCAGAUGGCGCUGCUGCAGUUUAUGAGCUGUGGGUUACCGAGUACGGCUGUGCCUGCUAGUAUUCACUGCGACCAUCUUAUUGUGGGAGAAAAAGGUGCCGAUACCGACCUUCCCAACUCAAUCGCGGGAAAUAGCGAGAUCUUCAACUUCCUCGAGUCGGCGGCGAAGAAAUACGGAAUCGAGUUUUGGCCACCGGGCGCUGGUAUCAUUCAUCAGUCUGUUUUGGAGAACUACAGCGCUCCGGGCUUGAUGAUAUUGGGUACCGAUAGCCACUCGCCGAAUGCUGGAGGUCUGGGAUCGAUUACAAUUGGUGUUGGUGGUGCGGACGCGGUGGAUGCUCUGGUGGAUGCGCCAUGGGAGCUGAAGGCCCCCAAGAUUCUGGGUGUGAAACUUACUGGAGAACUCAGCGGAUGGGCAUCGCCAAAGGAUGUGAUCCUGAAACUGGCUGGCGAGCUGACCGUUCGAGGUGGCACUGGCUACAUCAUUGAGUACUUUGGCCCUGGUGUGCAGUCUCUAAGCUGCACAGGUAUGGCGACUAUCUGUAACAUGGGCGCUGAAGUCGGCGCAACUACCUCGCUCUUCCCCUUCUCUCCAGCGCAUAUACCCUACCUCCAAGCCACACAUCGUGGACCGAUCGCCGAAGCCGCCGCUAAGAUUGCCAAUUCGCCAAUGCAGCAGAACCUACUACGACCUGACCCGGAAGCCGCCUACGACAAAGUUAUCGAGAUCAACCUGUCAGAACUUGAGCCUCACAUCAACGGACCAUUCACCCCUGACCUAUCAACACCUCUAUCCAAGUUCAAGUCCGUAGUUGAAGAGAAGGGAUGGCCACAAACAUUCGGUGCGGGCCUAAUUGGUAGCUGCACAAACAGCUCAUACCAAGACAUGACGCGAUCAGAAGAGAUUGUGAAGCAGGCACUGGCAGCGGGUCUCAAGCCUAAGGCGGACUUCUUCAUUACACCAGGCAGUGAACAGAUCCGAGCAACGUUGGAACGGGACGAAACCCUCCAAACGUUUACUGCUGCCGGUGGCACCGUACUGGCAAACGCUUGCGGUCCCUGCAUUGGACAAUGGAAGCGUACCGACGAUGUAAAGAAGGGAGAAUCUAACGCUAUCCUCACCUCCUACAACCGCAACUUCCCCGGCCGCAACGAUGGUAACCGAGCUACCAUGAACUUCCUCGCUUCUCCCGAACUCAUCACCGCCAUGUCAUACUCCGGCUCUACGACCUUCAACCCAAUGACCGACAGCAUCCCGACACCCGACGGCAAGCCUUUCAAGUUUGCGCCGCCGAAGGGCUCUGAUCUUCCCACCGCUGGUUUCGCAGACGGUAACCCAGACUUCAUGCCUACGCCAGGUGUCCCAGACCCCAGCGUAGACGUCAUUGUCGAGCCCACCUCCAGUCGUCUAGCGCUCCUCGAUCCAUUCCCAGCAUUCCCCAGCUCGGAGUUUACAGGCCUGCGUGUACUCUACAAGGUCAAGGGACAAUGCACAACAGACACCAUCUCAGCUGCCGGUCCAUGGCUCAAGUACAAGGGCCAUCUACCCAACAUCUCCGAAAACACACUCAUCGGUGCAGUCAACGCACAGACCGAUGAAGUCAACGUCGCCUAUGAUGUAGACGGCAAGACCUCAGGUAUCCCAGAGCUAGCAAAGAGGUGGCGAGACCAGGGCAUCGAGUGGCUAGUCGUAGCAGAGCACAACUACGGUGAGGGUUCUGCCCGUGAACACGCCGCCCUGCAACCCCGAUACCUCGGUGGCCGUAUCAUCCUGGCCAAGUCCUUCGCCCGUAUCCACGAGACCAACCUCAAGAAGCAGGGUAUCGUCCCUCUCACCUUUGCCAACGAAGCCGACUACGACGCCUUCGAAGCAUGCGAUCAGGUCGCUACAAGGGGACUAUUGGACGUGCUGAAGAGCGGUGGCAAGGGCGAAGUCGAGCUCAUCCUCAAGAAGAAGGACGGCAGCGAGAAGGUCGUCAAGACCAAGCACACUCUUUCGCAAGAUCAGUGUGGAUUCGUGAUGGCGGGCAGCGCGCUCAACCUUCUAGCUGCGAAAGGCAGGGAGAUGAAGGAGGAGGUUACCCGGAGUGCAGAACUGAGUGAUUGAGUCAGGUUUGUAUAAGCAGACAAAAGUGAGCAUCCACGGCGCUAUUGGCGUCACGGCGCAUACAGUAUCCUAGCAAUAGACUGUUCCCAGUCAAAUGAAUACGCGAUGAAUUACCUACAAUCAAAAUGG
Messenger RNA from Alternaria rosae, 4184 nucleotides. RefSeq names its product aconitase family-domain-containing protein. Gene Ontology annotation, biological process: tricarboxylic acid cycle. Gene Ontology annotation, molecular function: 4 iron, 4 sulfur cluster binding; RNA binding; aconitate hydratase activity. The transcript has 13 exons. The coding region runs from base 57 to 4055 and encodes 1332 amino acids. The record is from RefSeq and is a predicted model, not a curated record. Gene Ontology annotation, cellular component: cytosol; mitochondrion. NCBI's taxonomy places the organism in Eukaryota, Fungi, Ascomycota, Dothideomycetes, Pleosporales, Pleosporaceae.